Messenger RNA from Pocillopora verrucosa, 2097 nucleotides. RefSeq names its product tauropine dehydrogenase. Lineage: Eukaryota; Metazoa; Cnidaria; Anthozoa; Scleractinia; Pocilloporidae. Gene Ontology annotation, molecular function: oxidoreductase activity. The record is from RefSeq and is a predicted model, not a curated record.
AUGAGAGUAAACCUUAGAUUCUGUUUGGUAGAUCAACGUUUAAAGGUGGGAAAUGGAAUAUGCAAGGGGGAUAAGUUUCGAAUGAAACGGUGGAGUUUCGUCGGUGGUGGAGGAGUUAUUACAAGAUGUUUUGACCCCUCGACAUCAUUUUUAGUUCGUGUAUACUCGGUCAAGGUAAUUUCACUAGAAGUUAAAGGGUUCUCUGCGACUUUCAGCUGUUGCUGUACAAGGCAAUUUGAUCCUGAGUUUUCCAGAAAAGAAGUUAUGACAGACAGUAUUAAACUUCUGAUCUGCGGAAGCGGCAAUGGAGCCCAUGCCUUCGCGGGUAUCGCCUCAUCACAUGGGGGAACUGAGGUCAGAGUGCUCAGUUUGUAUCAAGACGAGGCUGAACGGUGGAGCAAAAUCAUGCAGACCGCUGACCUGGAGAUCACCUGCCACCGGCGCGACCAAGAACCGAGCAUCAUCAGAUCCAAGCCGGCUUUGAUUACUAAAAAUCCAGAGGAAGCUGUGCGUGGUGUUGACAUUAUAACUUUAGUGCUGCCAGCAUUUGCUCAUCGGGUGUUUCUGGAGGCUUUAAAGCCGUAUAUCGAGCCGGGUGUGAUAAUUGUUGGUCUACCUGGGGCCUCGGGACUAGAAUUCCAGGUUCGGGGAAUCCUGGGAGAGAAAGCAAACAUGUGUACGGUGAUGAAUUUUGAGUCGCUGCCUUGGGCGUGUCGCCUGGGUGAGUUUGGCAGGAAAUGUGAUGUCCUAGGGACUAAGGAUUCAAUGGUAGGAGCUAUGCAGGCUGGAAGAGAUGCAGCACCAAAAAAAGACCCUGUUACUACCCUACAGAGUCUGAUUGGCGACCACCCUCGUUUGAAGGUCUCCGGGCACCUUAUUGGGAUGACUCUUAUGAGUCCUAACGCGUAUGCCCAUCCGUCAAUCAUGUUUGCUCAAUGGGAAGGGUGGGAUGGGAAGCCUCUGAAAGAGGCGCCCCUGUUUUACACUGGGUUGAGUGAAUUAGCAGCAGAAGUCUUGUCAAGUGCCUCCGACGAGGUUUUAAAAGUGAGCAAGGCUGUCAGUGAAAAAUCUGGUGUGGACACAUCACAGGUAACGAGCAUCUAUGAUCUUCUUGUCAAGUUCUAUUCUCACGAAAUUUCCGAUACUUCAAGCCUGCGAUCUUGUUUUUGCACAAACGCCGCGUACCAGGGUCUGAAGCAUCCGAUGAAAGAGAAUAUCAAUAAGUCCUUCGUACCGGACUUCUCUCAUCGUUAUCUGACAGAGGAUGUGCCGUAUGGACUGGUGGUCAUCCGGGGUAUAGCGGAAAUCGUACAAGUGGGGACGCCCACCAUAGACAAAAUUCUUCUAUGGGCCCAAGAGAAAAUGGGAAAAGAGUACCUUGUUGGGUCUAAACUUCAGGGUAAAGAUGUGCCUUCUACGCGAGCACCUCAGAGUUAUGGACUGAUCUCGCUGGACGCUAUUUUGGGAAGAGCCUAGUUUGUGCUCAUAAGGGCGUCUUACUUUCAGUAUGGCUGGUUCAAGAAACCAUAAACUGGAACACAAAGAUAGAAAAUUAUUGUCAUUAACCUUCAUGUUCCAUGAGGCUUUCACAGAAACAUUUUCAGGAAAAGAGGUGUCUGCCAGAGGAUAUUUUGAUUUUAGAACGAGUUUUUAUCGUGGAUAGGGUUUGAAUCUCAUUGAUAGAGUGUCGUAAACAAAAGCUGAAGGAAUCAGAACAAUUGAUUAUUUUUAUGCAUUUUUCGUUUGUCGCUGAACUAAUUUUCUAAGAGUUCACGGUAAAUAAAUGAAGACUGAUCGACUCACAAUGUUCGGUAAUGUUUGUGAAAUAGAGCGAAUCCAUCAGUUUAACUGUUGAAACGUCUCCAACUGGCGAACGUUUGUAAAAUUAAACUGUUGUUCCGAUUUUCAUUGCUUAACAAGUAAGAGCAAUGUCAUUGCCAUUAGUCAAUAUCAUUCAGCGCAUUAAAUGGUAGUCUAAACGGACAUAUCUUAGAAACGACAUUGAACGAAGUCAGCAGCCUGUAGGUAUUUAGGUAGCAACUUUUUGUAUGAAUUUGCAAUUUUUCAGCAACAACAAUUUGGUAUUUUAACGAGCAA